Gallus gallus (chicken) is the source of this 1185-nucleotide messenger RNA. It is a transcript of the gene MRPL15, whose product is annotated as mitochondrial ribosomal protein L15. Bases 58 to 951 code for a protein of 297 amino acids. Gene Ontology annotation, molecular function: structural constituent of ribosome. NCBI's taxonomy places the organism in Eukaryota, Metazoa, Chordata, Aves, Galliformes, Phasianidae. Gene Ontology annotation, biological process: translation. Gene Ontology annotation, cellular component: mitochondrial large ribosomal subunit. The record is from RefSeq and is marked provisional. The transcript has 5 exons.
GCCGUAAAGCAGCUCUGCCUGCGGAGCGCUGUCGUCGUCCUUGGGAGGGCAGUGGCGAUGAGCGGGAAUGGUGUGCACGGCGUGCAUGGGGCUCUGCAACUGCUGCGGUCGCUGCCUAAGGUCAGCCUGGCCAACCUGAGGCCCAAUCCGGGUUCAAAAAAGCCGGAGAGAAGACGUGGCCGUGGACGAUACAGAGGUAGAAAGUGUGGUCGAGGUCACAAAGGGGAAAGACAAAGAGGAAAUCGCCCCCGCUUAGGCUUUGAAGGUGGCCAAACUCCAUUUUAUUUGUCUAUACCAAAAUACGGGUUUAAUGAGGGACAUAGCUGCCGACGUCAGUAUCAUCCACUCAGUCUUCAGAAGCUGCAGUACCUGAUUGAUUUGGGUAGAGUUGACCCUACGCAACCAAUUGACUUAACACAGCUUACUAAUGCUAGAGGUGUAACAGUACAACCUCUCAAACGGGAUUAUGGUGUCCAGCUGGUGGAGGAGGGUGCUGAUAUCUUUGCAGCAAAAAUAAAUAUUGAAGUGCAGAGGGCGUCCGAAUUAGCAAUUGCAGCUAUAGAAAAAAAUGGCGGUGUUGUUACGACAUCGUUCUAUGAUCCAAGGAGUUUGGAGAUUUUAAUUAGGCCAGUCCCGUUUUUUCUGCGUGGCCAGCCUAUUCCAAAGCGAAUGCUUCCCCCUGAAGACCUAGUACGUUACUACACAGAUGCCAGUAAUCGUGGGUACCUGGCAGAUCCAUCUAAGGUUGCAGAAGCCAGACUUGAACUUGCCAAGAAGUACGGAUAUACCUUACCAGACAUAACUAAGGAUGAGCUCUUCAAAAUGUUAAGUACGCGCAAAGACCCUAGGCAGAUAUUUUUUGGUCUUGCUCCAGGAUGGAUCGUAAACAUGGCAGACAAGAAAAUUCUGAAGCCAACUGAUGAGAGGCUGCUAAAAUACUAUAGCUCGUGAAUUCAGGACUGGAGACAACUGCAGGUGUACAGGAAACAUCUGGAUAUGAAAUAAUGGAUACAAAGUGGUGUUUGUUUUUUUUAAGACUCCUGUUAUACCAGACAAAACAGAAGUUUUUGUUUAUGUAAUCUACUGGUGUCGCUUUUGCUGUUUUUGAUUGUCAUAAUACUGCGUAUGAAAAAUGUUAACAGUUGGAAGCAGUGUGGAGUCUGAAAUAAAGCAUGUAUUUGGGCA